AAAGUGGGGUAACUUGAAACAGCGAGGUAACUUGAAACAGUCGGAGGUAGUUUUUUAAUGUUGGUAGUGGCAGCACUGCGAACAAUAUUUUCGAGGUUAUAUCGCAUGGUGUACACUCUGGAAGACUUCAGCUGACACUAUUUACGAAAAUUGAUAGUUAAUAUCAAAGAUUCAAGCAUGGUGAGGAAUCACCAACGGAAGCCAGGGGCACGUAAAUACAAGGACUUCAGUGAUGAGACUUUAUCAAGAGCAAUCAAGGAGAUUAGCCAGAAGACGGUAACCCUACGCAGAGCAGCAGAAAAAUAUGGUAUUUCACCUGCAACAUUGAGUAGGAAAAUGAGAGGUAUGCAUUUAAAGAAUGUUGGGCGACCUUGUGUUUUAUCUGCAGAGGAUGAAAAAGUAUUGACUCAAGGAUUAGUUGUAGCUAGUGAGUGGGGGUUUCCCCUCACAACGUUUGAUCUACGAUUGAUAAUUAAAGCCCAUUUAGAUAAAAGAGGGGUAAACGAGCCAAGAUUUAUCAACAACAUGCCUGGAAUUGAGUGGGUAAGAGGAUUUUUAAUUAGACAUAAGGGUCUUUUAUCGCAACGUCUAUGCCAGAACAUUAAAAGAGCAAGAGCUCAGGUUAGUCAUGAAUUGAUACGUGGGUAUUUUGAGGAAUUGAAAGAUUCAUUGGCAGGUGUUUCACCAGAAGCUAUCAUAAACUAUGACGAAACCAACCUUACGGAUGACCCCGGCCGUGUGAAAAUUAUUACACGACGGGGCUGUAAACAUCCUGAUAGGAUUUUAGACAGUUCCAAAGCUAGUAUUUCAGUGAUGUUUUGUGGGACUGCUUCAGGCAUUCUCUUGCCACCAUAUGUAUGUUACAAGGCUGAGCAUUUAUAUGAUUCAUGGACCAUUGGAGGUCCAAAAGGAACCAGGUACAACCGCUCAAAAAACUCCUGGUUCAAUGGUCCAAUCUUUGAAGAUUGGUUCCUUACUGUUAUUCUCCCAUACUUCAAAAGAUUAGCUGACAAUUCACCCAAAGUAUUAUUGGGUGAUAAUUUAUCUAGCCACAUCUCAUUCAAUAUAGUCCAAGAAUGUGAAAAAAAUAACAUUCGUUUUGUACUCUUACCACCCAACAGCACUCACCUAUGCCAGCCGUUGGAUGUGGCUUUUUUCCGUCCUCUAAAAGGAAAAUGGCGUGCAACAUUGAACGAUUGGAAAAUUAAAAAUCGCGGCUGCAUUCCCAAAGAUAGAUUCCCAGCACUUUUGAAAAAAUGCAUUGACAGUUUAAAUGUUGAUGAUGCGUGUUCAAAAAAUUUAAUUAGUGGCUUCAGAGCCACUGGGAUACAUCCCAUUGAUGUUGAACAAGUAUUGAAACAAUUGCCAAUAAGUAAUCAAGAUCAGGAGGAAAGAGGUAGAAAUUGGUGUGGGACAUUGGAAACAUUUCUAAAAGAGAGUAGAAUGACAGAGACAUCUUCAAAUGUAAAACAACGGAAGAAGAGAAUACAUAUAACUCCAGGUAAAAGUGUAAGCUCUGAAGAUUUUCACAAUUCAAGUGCAAAAAGGGGUAAAGAAAGUGAUGAAUCUGAUAUUGAUGAACCAUGCCCGGGCCCUUCUAACAGUUCAUUGGAACCUCAACAUGAGAAAGAUACUGGUAUGUGCCAAAUAAGUGAUGAAUCUGAUGUUCAUGAUGAAUCAAAUGUUGCUCAUGAUGAGUCUGACUAUUCUUUGGAUCAAAACGAUAAUGUGGCAAAAUUCAACUUUAAUGAUUUUAAUGACAAUGAUUUUGUACUGGUCAAACUGAUUUAUGACGCAAAUAUAAAAAAAACAGCAAAGAAAACAUUUGUUGCGCAAAUUUUAUGUUCUAAUGAGACUACUGGAAAACUUGAGAUGAAGUUCAUGCGAAAAUCAAGCAAAGCUAAUAGUAUUUACAUUUUUCCGGCUAUAGAUGAUAUAGCUUCUGUAAAGCUUGAAAAUAUUGUCCAGAAACUGGUUCCUAUAUUUAUAAGAAGAGGACGCCAUUGUUUCUCUGUGGAAGCAGAUUUUUAAAAAUAUUUUAUCAAUUUUUUCAAUAAUUUUUCGAUAAUUUUGACUUUUUUCAUCUAAUUUUUGUCACUAUCUAUUUCUAAUAUACCUCAAGUAUUUUUUUAAAACUUAUAUUAUGUUUCAAGUUACCUCCAACACCUCUAACUUGAUGAAAACUAUUGAUUUGUGUGCGUGUUUCAAGUUACCCCAUAUAGUGGGGUAACUUGAAACACACUUGAAAUAAAAAAAAAUAUAUUUCUCCAAUAAAAAAUUCUUAUUUCAAGGUAUAAAUAUGUUCUUUGGAAUAGGACCAAUAUGGGUGAGUAACAUUUCUGUUGAAAAAAUCAUCCUGUCAAAAGUUACAAGAUUUUGAAAUUGAUAAGUGUUUCAAGU
Molecule: messenger RNA, 2400 nt
Organism: Nilaparvata lugens (brown planthopper)
Lineage: Eukaryota; Metazoa; Arthropoda; Insecta; Hemiptera; Delphacidae
Exons: 2
Coding region: 178-2031 (617 amino acids)
Cellular component (GO): nucleus
Molecular function (GO): DNA binding
Source: RefSeq, a predicted model, not a curated record